This is a messenger RNA of Miniopterus natalensis, 813 nucleotides long. The record is from RefSeq and is a predicted model, not a curated record. Lineage: Eukaryota; Metazoa; Chordata; Mammalia; Chiroptera; Miniopteridae.
UAACUUGUCGCCUUUGAUAUUCAACUGUCUUCCACCAGCAUAGGCUGCAUGAAAGGGGUGCGGGCUCCCGCAAUCCUGCUCGGCGGAGGGCUUCAGGGACCUUUUCCUUCAGGGUGCAGACGAGGGAGGGCAGGACCCGAUUGUCUAUCCAAACGAAGGGUUUCUGGGGUGCAGUUGCCUGGGGUAUUUGUGAGGAGACACCAAAUUCACCGCCUGCUCCCAGGCCGCUCUGCUCCUGUCGCUUCUUUGGAUGCCGGCCCUGCUGCCUGUGGCCUCCCGCCUUCUGUUGCUACCCCGAGCCCUGCUGUCCAUGGCUUCAGGAAGCCCCCCAGCCCAGCCCUCGCCGGCCUCAGAUUCCCGUUAUGUUCCUGGCUCAGUUUCUGCAGCCUUUGUCACCUGCCCCAAUGAGAAGGUCGCCAAGGAGAUCGCCAGGGCUGUGGUGGAGAAGCGCCUGGCAGCCUGCGUCAACCUCAUCCCUCAGAUUACAUCCAUCUAUGAGUGGAAAGGAAAGAUUGAGGAGGACAGUGAGGUGCUGAUGAUGAUUAAAACCCAAAGUUCCUUGGUUCCAGCUUUGACAGAUUAUGUUCGCUCUGUGCACCCUUACGAAGUGGCUGAGGUGAUUUCAUUGCCCGUGGAGCAGGGAAACUCCCCGUACCUGCACUGGGUACGCCAGGUUACGGAGUCAGUUUCUGACUCCAGCACAGUCCCACCAUGAUGAGCCCUGUUCCUGCCAUGUUCCUCUCACAAACUUCAAUGCCCCCUGACUUCCAGAGGAUGACUGAGCCCCUAAUAAAUCCUACCUUUGGUUCUUUC